Messenger RNA from Centruroides sculpturatus (bark scorpion), 1624 nucleotides. Its product is annotated as KRAB-A domain-containing protein 2-like. The annotation marks the transcript as partial. Gene Ontology annotation, biological process: DNA integration. Gene Ontology annotation, molecular function: nucleic acid binding. Lineage: Eukaryota; Metazoa; Arthropoda; Arachnida; Scorpiones; Buthidae. The transcript has a single exon. The record is from RefSeq and is a predicted model, not a curated record.
AGUGAUAAUAAUAGGUUGAGGAGUGAUCAUCCGACAUACGUUAGCCAAUCAGAACUUACAUCUUACUUGCGCAUGCGUAUUGCAUUUAGUACCGAAUUUUAAAUUUAUGUGACCAGUAGUUAAUCUUUCUUCUUUGACAAAAGUAACGAUCAUGGAGGAAUCAUUAAGUUAUAUGAAUAAUCGCUUCAACAACCGAUUAAACGAGUUAAUAGAAGAAAAAGGUGAGAACAAUCAAAUUUUUACAAAAUCAGCAUAUUUGUCAAUGAUACGAAAAGUGAAAGAGUCAAAAAUGAAAGUUACUUCUAAGUUACCCGAAGAAUAUCAGCGUUUACGUAGAUAUGACGUUGUAUCUAUCGGAAAUUUAGAAAAAUUAAUUAUGCCUGUAAAAGAAGAUAAUGCGAUUAAAUAUUACGUUCACACGGAAGAAAUAUUUCAGAUAUUGCACGAUGCCCAUAUUGCUAUUGGACAUGGCGGUAGAAACCGUAUGGAAAAAGAAUUAAGUACGAAAUAUAAAAAUAUUACAAGAGAGAUGAUCAUAAUUUACUUGAACUUGUGUGAAAUCUGUCAGAAAAAAAAGAAUGUUCCUAAGAAAGGCUUGGUAGUUAAACCAAUUUUAUGUAAUAAAAUGAACUCGAGAUGUCAGGUCGAUCUUACAGAUAUGCAGUCACAAGCCGAUGAGGAAUAUAAAUUUAUACUCGUGUAUCAAGACCAUCUAACUAAAUUCGUUCAACUACGACCGUUAAAAACCAAAAGGGCUGAAGAAGUAGCACAUGUUCUUUUAGACAUUUUUACAAUUUUCGGUGCACCGAGUAUUCUACAAAGCGAUAACGGCAGAGAAUUCGCCAAUAAUAUCAUCAAAGAAAUGUGUAAUAUGUGGUCCGAGUUAAAAAUGGUGCAUGGAAAGCCCAGGCACUCACAAAGUCAGGGUUCAGUAGAAAGAUGUAAUCAAGACGUAGAAAAUAUGCUUAGUUCUUGGUUGGAGACUAACAAUACUAACAAAUGGUCGGAAGGGUUACGUUUUGUACAACUGAUGAAAAAUCGAGCGUAUCAUACUGGUAUAAACUGCAGCCCCUAUGAGGCCAUGUUUGGAGCAAAGUUAAAAGUUGGACUAAAGAAUUUUAUACCCAACGAAUAUUUGAUCAACGUUAAUACGGAAGAGGAUCUAGAGAGACUUUAUAAAACUAUCGACGAAGUAAGUCAAAGUUGCUCAAACUCUGAAAGUCCAGGUACCGUCCAAGAAAACAUUAUGAAAGAUUAUUUGAUAAUGCCACCCUUACAUAGCAAUAUAACUGAUGAAGUUCAAAGAUCUACAUCGCCUUUACGUGAAAAAAAUCUAAACCAGGAUGUUAUUAGUAUUACAGAAUUGGUGAAUGAAGAAGAAGAAACAAUCGAAACAGUUGAUCCAAAAAUAGAAGAAAAAAAAAGAAGUGUGUCUAAAACAAGGGAGAUGGCUUUGUUUAAUCUUAAAAAGCAAGCAGAAAAAAUGAUUAAUACAUCAAAUUCCAAAUACACAGCAGCUAAUGUUGGUGAUACAGUAAGGAUUCGUGUACCUGAUGUAGAUCGAGCCCGCAGUGAUGGAAAAAAUAUUUUAGGUGUCGUUGUUGCGGUUAAAGAUAAAAACCUU